Heterocephalus glaber (naked mole-rat) is the source of this 6513-nucleotide messenger RNA. The record is from RefSeq and is a predicted model, not a curated record. Lineage: Eukaryota; Metazoa; Chordata; Mammalia; Rodentia; Bathyergidae.
GAGCGGGCUGACCGUAACCACUUCCUGAGGCAGGAGAGGAGGAGGGCCUGGUGUGCAGAGAAGGCCCGAGGCCCGGCCCCACUUAGGGAGUUGCUGUGAGACCCACACAGCGGUGGGCAGCCCCUCCUUCCAGGUGCUGGGCUGCUGGUCCUGGGCAGUGGAGCCCUGUGGUUCGACACACAGCUCUGCUGCCUUAGACAGAUGGGCUGAAGCAGGUCUAACCAUGUCUCGUUUAAUGCUCUUGUUUGGAUACAGAUAUCGGAGUCACGGUAGCUUUCGCCCCGAGGAGACCAGAAAGGGGAUGUUUGGACUGAAGCUGAAGAAGAAGAAAAAGAAUAAAGCAGAGAAGGGGCUGAUCUUGGCCAACAAGGCUGCACAAGAUGGCCAAAGCGACACAGAAGCAUUGCAGGAGGGACCGUCUCAUCAGGAGGGAUCACAAGGAGAUCUGAUCCAUGAUGAUGUGUCCAUCACUCCUGCCCUGUCAGCUCCUCCGGAGAGAAGAUCGAAACUGCUGACUAAGAUCCAUGAUGGGGAAGUCAAAUCCCAAAGCUAUCAAAUUUCCAUAACCAUCAUCGAGGCCCGCCAGCUGGUGGGCGAGAACAUCGACCCAGUUGUGACCAUUGAAAUCGGGGACGAGAAGAAGCAAAGCACAGUGAAGGAAGGAACCAACAGCCCGUUUUACAAUGAGUACUUUGUCUUCGACUUCAUUGGGCCCCAAGUGCAUCUCUUUGACAAGAUCAUCAAAAUCUCAGUCUUCCACCACAAGCUGCUAGGAAACGUUCUGAUUGGCUCCUUCAAAGUAGACCUGGGAACUGUGUAUAACCAGCCUGGCCAUCAGUUCUGUGACAAGUGGGCACUGCUCACCGACCCUGGUGACAUCAGGACCGGCGCCAAGGGUUACCUGAAGUGUGACAUCCAUGUGACCGGCAAAGGCGACACCCUGCAGACCAACCCUAAAGCCUCCGACGCUGAGGAGCAAAUAGAAAAGAACCUUCUGAUCCCACAAGGUUUUCCAUCAGAGAGGCCCUGGGCCAGAUUCUAUGUGAGGCUCUACAGAGCAGAAGGACUGCCCAAGAUGAACUCCAGCAUCAUGGCGAAUGUCACCAAAGCCUUUGUGGGCGACAGCAAGGACCUGGUGGACCCCUUCGUGGAGGUCUCCUUUGCUGGGCAGACGGGUCGAACCACGGUGCAAAAGAACUGUGCUGAUCCUAUCUGGCAUGAACAGGUCAUCUUCAAGGAAAUGUUCCCUCCCCUGUGUCGGAGGGUGAAAAUCCAGGUGUGGGAUGAGGGCAGCAUGAAUGACGUGGCCCUGGCAACCCAUUUCAUCGACCUGAAGACAAUCUCCAAUGAGCAGGAUGGAGAUAAAGGCUUCCUCCCGACCUUCGGACCUGCCUGGAUUAACCUGUACGGCUCCCCCAGGAACCACAGUCUGAUGGACGACUACCAGGACCUGAAUGAAGGCUUUGGGGAAGGAGUGUCAUUCAGGGGCAGGAUCUUGGUAGAAAUUGCUGUGGAAAUCCUCUCGGGAGGGGCCCAGGAGUCUAAAUUCUCCAAAGCCAUGAAGAACCUCAAGUUGACUUCCAAGGACAAAGAUUCCAAAUCAUCCAAAGGCUCGAGUAAGGACAAGGCUGAGAAAGCUGAUGAUGGAAAAUCCCAGCAGGCUUCGGACAGAACGAACUCAACUGAGGUUGAGGUGGAGCCCUUCGAAGUGGCCCCGGAGAUUAUACCAGAAAAGUAUGAGGAAUUUUUACUCUUUGGAGCUUUUUUUGAAGCUACCAUGAUUGACCGAAAAAUUGGCGAUAAACCCAUCAGCUUCGAAGUUUCUAUUGGUAAUUUUGGGAACCUGAUCGAUGGAGGGUCCCACCAUGGGAGCAAGAAGAAAUCAGCGGAAUCAGUGGAGGAGGAGGACAUCCUGCCGCUGCUUCACGAAGGAGCAGGGGAUGCAGCUCAUGAGGCUCCCAUCUCUAUGUCUCCCACCACAUGCCCCGAGAAGCCUCUGGUGACUGAAGGGAACAGGAAUUACAACUAUUUGCCAUUUGAGGCCAAGAAGCCCUGUGUCUCCUUCAUCAGUUCCUGGGGAGACCAGACCUUCAGGCUGCACUGGUCUAACAUGCUGGAGAAGAUGGCAGACCUCUUGGUAGAAGGUAUAGAGGAAGUGAGAGAACUGAUCAAGGCUUCUGAGGAGGCACCGGAAGAGAACAUGAAGGCUGUAUUGAGUGACUUCAUCAGUCAAAGCAGUGCCUUUAUCUCCGAAGCAGAAAAAAAGCCUAAGACGCUGAACCAAACCACUCUAGAUAAGAAGCGACUCACACUCUGCUGGCAGGAGCUGGAAGCGAUGUCCAAGGAUGCCAAGGCGAUGGUUCAGCAGCAGAAGAAAAAGUUCUCUCUGGAUGAAAUGAUCCAGGAAGCCCAAGACUUUGUGGGGAAAAUCCGCUUUCUGGUUGAUGAGCCGCAGCACACCAUCCCCGAUGUCUUCAUCUGGAUGCUGAGCAACAACAAGAGAGUGGCAUACGCCCGCGUCGCUGCCAAAGACCUACUCUACUCCCCCGUCAGGGAGCAGAAGGGCAAACACUGUGGGAAGAUCAAAACUCAUUUCCUCAAACUCCCUGGGAAACGUCUGGCCGGGUGGUCCGUGCAGGCCAAAGUGGACGUGUACCUGUGGCUGGGCUCCACCAGGUUCUCUGGCACCAUGUUGGGCAACCUGCCUGAAGGCUACGAAGCAGAAAUGCCCUCCAAAGCAGCUGGCGCUCAUCACCCUCCAUCCAACCUGCUCUACCAAGCCCAGCACGUCUUCCAGCUGAGGGCGCACAUGUACCAAGCCCGGGGCCUCAUUGCCGCAGACAGCAAUGGACUUUCUGACCCUUUUGCCAGAGUCACAUUCCUGUCCCAGUGCCAGACCACAAAGGUCAUUUCCCAGACUCUGUCCCCAACGUGGAACCAGAUGCUGCUGUUCAACGAAGUGGUGCUGCACGGAGACGAGAGGGAGUUGGCCGAGGCCCCACCGCUGGUGGUGGUGGAGCUGUAUGACAGCGAUGCUGUGGGGAAGCCAGAAUAUUUGGGUGCCACAGUGGCUGCCCCCAUUGUGACACUGGCUGACCAGGACUAUGAGCCUCCCCAGCUGUGCUAUCAUCCCGUCUUCUGUGGGACUCUCUCCGGAGGGGACCUCCUCGCAGUGUUCGAGCUGCUGCAGGUCCCUGCUGCUGGGCUGCAAGCACUUCCUCCCAUUGACACUCCGGAUGUCACCCAGAUCUACCCAGUUCCUGCCAACAUCCGGCCUGUGCUGAGUAAAUACCGCGUGGAGGUCCUUUUCUGGGGAGUCCGGGAAAUGAAGAAGGUGCAGCUCCUCUCUGUGGACCGGCCGCAGGUUCUCAUUGAAUGUGGGGGCCGUGGAGUGAAGUCCUGUGUGAUCCAGAGCUACAAGAACAACCCCAACUUCAGCGUCCAGGCAGACACUUUCGAAGUGGAGCUGCCUGAGAACGAGCUCCUGCACCCACCGCUGAGCAUCUGCGUGGUGGACUGGAGAGCUUUCGGGAGGAGCACACUCGUCGGCACUUACACCAUCAACUGUUUGAAGCAGUUUUUGUGUAAACCCAGAGAGCCCCCGGCCCUGACCUCACAGAUGGACGUGGCCCAAGCCAAGCCAGCUAUUUCAGACUCACUAAUGGCAAGUGCGUCUUCUGAACUGCCCAGCUCCUCACAGGACCCCCCGACAGAUCACGUCUAUGUGGAUGUUGAGCCUCCCACAACCGUGGUACCUGACUCUGCCCAGGUGCAGCCAGCCAUCUUGGUCGACAUCCCCGACUCAUCCCCGAUGCUGGAGCCUGAGCACAAACCUGCAGCCCAGGAGACGCCGAAAGAUGGAAAAGUUAAGGAUGUCAGGAAGCCUUCACGGAGAUCCACGAAGAGGAGAAAGAGGACCAUAGCGGAUGAAUCUGCUGAAAAUGUCAUUGACUGGUGGUCUAAGUAUUAUGCCUCCCUGCAGAAAGCACAAAAGGAGAAGGAGAGCGAUCCUAAGGAGAAAAAAGAACACCCAGAGAGCCAGCCAGAUGAGGUAGUGUUAGAAAUAGAAGAUGGGCCAAAGAAGAAGAAAGACAAGAUACUCAAGAAGAAGCCCAAAGACGGCGGAGACGACCGAAUCCCCAACCUGGCUGUGUUGAAGAUAUAUGAUGGUGAUCUCGAGAGUGAAUUCAACAAUUUUGAAGACUGGGUGAAAACCUUCAAGCUCUUCAGAGGCAAAUCCACAGAGGAUGACCAUGGUCUGGAUGGAGAUCGCAGCAUAGGAAAGUUCAAGGGCUCCUUCUGCAUCUACAAAAGCCCCGAGGAGUCCAGCUCUGAGGACAAGGGGCAGCUGAGAAUCCAGCAAGGGAUCCCACCCAAUCACCCCGUCCAGGUCCUGAUCAGGGUGUACAUCGUCGCGGCAUUUAAUCUAAGCCCAGCUGAUCCAGAUGGCAAAUCAGAUCCCUACAUUGUGCUCAGACUUGGAAAGACAGAAAUCAAAGACCGGGACAAAUACAUCCCCAAACAGCUAAAUCCAGUAUUUGGAAGGUCAUUUGAGAUCCAGGCCACAUUCCCAAAGGAGUCCCUGCUCUCCAUCCUGAUCUAUGACCAUGACAUGAUUGGGACAGAUGACCUCAUUGGAGAAACCAAGAUUGACCUGGAGAAUCGCUUCUAUAGCAAACACCGGGCCAUCUGUGGUCUGCAGAGCCAGUAUGAAGUAGAAGGAUACAAUGCCUGGAGGGAUACAUCCAAACCCACAGAAGUUCUCACCAAGCUCUGCAGAGAAAAUGGGCUGGAUGUACCCUACUUUAGCCCUGGGAAAAUACAGAUAGGAAGCAAGGUCUUUUCCGGAAAAACAGUCUUCACUGAAGAGGACUCUGAUGAGGCUGUGGAGUCUUAUGAGCACUUGGCCCUCAAGGUCCUGCACUCUUGGGAGGAUGUCCCGGAGGUGGGAUGGAGGCUGGUUCCUGAGCACAUAGAAACACGGCCGCUGUACCACAAGGACAAGCCAGGAAUGGAGCAGGGCCGGCUUCAGAUGUGGGUGGACAUGUUCCCCAAGGAUAUGCCUCAGCCAGGACCUCCUGUUGACAUUUCGCCAAGGAAACCCAAAGGGUAUGAACUGAGGGUGACCAUCUGGAACACUGAAGAUGUCAUUUUAGAGGAUGAGAAUAUCUUUACAGGCCAAAAGUCAAGUGAUAUUUAUGUUAAAGGGUGGCUAAAGGGUUUGGAAGAUGACAAGCAGGAGACAGACGUCCAUUACAACUCCCUGACAGGAGAGGGCAACUUCAACUGGCGCUUCCUGUUUCCGUUUCAGUACCUCCCAGCGGAGAAGCAAAUGGUCAUCACCAAGAGGGAGAACAUCUUCUCCUUGGAGAAGACAGAGUGCAAGACUCCAGCUGUGCUGGUGCUCCAGGUGUGGGAUUUUGAAAGGCUGUCUUCAGAUGACUUCCUGGGCUCCCUGGAGAUGAACCUCAAUAGCUUUCCUCGAGCAGCCAAAUCUGCCAAAGCCUGCGACCUCUCCAAGUUUGAAAAUGCAAGUGAAGAGAACAAGAUCUCUAUAUUCCAGCAAAAGCGUGUGCGUGGCUGGUGGCCUUUUGCUAAAAGCAAAGAGCUCACGGGCAAGGUGGAAGCGGAGUUCCACCUGGUUACAGCAGAAGAAGCCCAGAAGAGUCCUGUGGGGAAAGCCCGGAAGGAGCCGGAGCCCUUGGCCAAGCCCAACCGCCCAGACACCUCCUUCUCCUGGUUCAUGAACCCCUUCAAGUGCCUAUACCAUCUCAUCUGGAGGAAUUUCAAGAAGUACAUCAUCAUCGGCUUCAUCCUCAUCAUCCUCAUCAUCUUCCUGGUCCUCUUCAUCUAUACCUUGCCAGGGGCGAUCAGCCGAAGGAUUGUUGUGGGCUCAUAGGGACGUGGGGGACCUGACCCUCCCUUCUCAUGAAUCCUCUCUUCUUCCUCGUGGGGAACAUCUGAGAACAAGAACCACGUGAAGCACUGUGCUAAGAGGAUAGACCCAAAAGGCCCAAGUGUCAUCCCCAUGUUUAGGGAAAGGCGAUUGUUCCUGGAGAAGAUGGAGAAGAAACAGCCUCUCCCCACUCAACCCCUGCCUCUGUCUUCCAAACUCCAUUUGCCUACAGGUGACUGUUUCACCUUGGGAUAAUCAACCAGGACCUUAAAUUGAUUUAAGUGAAUGUUUUCUUUAUGUAAGUGGUUGUAUUUGGAGAAAUUUAACUCUGGGUCUGAGAUUUUAUUAAAAAUACUUUCUUUUAAACAAAAUUUUAUAGCAAAUAGACUGAAAGUAUUUUAGCAAAUUACUAGAUAUUUAACUCAUCUUAUAUAUUUUAACCAUAUUUAAUCCUUACAGUUUAUAGAGCACAUUCACCCAUUCAGGCUGUGAAACUGGCUUAGCAAAAACAUCUAUAAACCAUCUAAAAUACUUCAUUGUUGAAAUUCCCAUCUAAAGACAAGAUGUUGCCUUUUAUUUUAUUAAAAUCACCACUUGUAGAAUGUGUUCAAUAGCAA